Messenger RNA from Histoplasma capsulatum G186AR, 1152 nucleotides. RefSeq names its product ribosome biogenesis protein BRX1. Gene Ontology annotation, cellular component: nucleolus. Gene Ontology annotation, biological process: rRNA processing; ribosomal large subunit assembly. NCBI's taxonomy places the organism in Eukaryota, Fungi, Ascomycota, Eurotiomycetes, Onygenales, Ajellomycetaceae. The record is from RefSeq and is a predicted model, not a curated record. The transcript is spliced from 2 exons. Bases 1 to 1152 code for a protein of 383 amino acids. Gene Ontology annotation, molecular function: rRNA binding.
AUGGCUUCUGUAUACAAGUCCCUAUCUAAAAAGAAAAACAAAGUAUCUGCCAGCCACGAUGAUGCGGAAAAUAUCGAUGUCUCUAUGGAUGAUCUGCCAGACCAUCCGGACGAAACCAGCGAUAGCGAUGACUACGAGAACGAAGACGAGCGGUAUAGACAUAAUGGAGUUGGGGGUAGUGUAGAAUCUAAGUCGCAAUCGGUUCCGUCCGGAUAUAUGCCUAAGACUCGAGUGCUCAUGCUGACAUCGAGAGGAGUUACGCACCGACACCGUCACCUUCUCUCAGACCUCACCUCCCUACUCCCCCACACACACAAAGAAAGCAAACUCGACACGAAAAAGAAAACAGCCGGCUACAAUUUCCUCCUCAACUCCCUUGCAGACCUCCACUCGUGUAAUGUAAUCUUCUUCCUCGAAGCCAAGAAGCACGGGCAGGACCUCUACCUAUGGAUUUCGCGACCACCAAAUGGCCCCACCAUAAAAUUCUCCGUAAGCAGUCUUCACACCAUGGGCGAGAUGGGGACCGGGUUUGCCGGCAAUUGCCUCAAAGGUGGACGUGGAGUAGUUGUUUUUGAUAAGACGUUCGACGAGGCGGCUGUGGUGCGGAGUGGGAACGAGUACAGAGGCCUCAUAAGGGAAAUGCUGCGGAGUGUGUUCAGUGUACCGAGACGUGGGGUGCGGGGUAUGAAGCCUUUUAUCGAUCGGAUCAUUGGCGUGUUUGGUGUUGACGGGAAGAUCUGGAUACGAGUGUUUGAAAUUCGCGAGUCGGAGGGUGGGGGCGUAGGGCCAACAAAAGCGGCAGGCGACGAAGUGGAGCAAGAUAAUGCAGAGAUACCAAAGCACAAACCCAAACGAGUUGGCAAGGGUAGCGCACCUGAUAUCACCUUGGUCGAGAUCGGCCCGCGCUUCGUACUGACACCCAUUGUGAUACUGGAGGGGAGUUUCGGUGGGCCAGUAAUUUAUGAGAAUAAAGAAUUCGUCAGCCCCAAUCAGGUGCGACGAGAGAUACGCCUCCGGAAAGCAUCGCGGUUUGCGACAAGGCAGGUUGGGGUGACUGAUAGAACUAUCAAGAGGAGUGGGUUAGGGCUCACGACGGAAGGGAGAGGAAAUAGGAGGCGAGAUCCGUUGGAGACGAAGGAGGUGUUUGGAUGA